Messenger RNA from Monomorium pharaonis (pharaoh ant), 1589 nucleotides. RefSeq names its product ATP-dependent (S)-NAD(P)H-hydrate dehydratase (gene Naxd). Gene Ontology annotation, biological process: metabolite repair. Gene Ontology annotation, molecular function: ATP-dependent NAD(P)H-hydrate dehydratase activity. The transcript is spliced from 3 exons. The record is from RefSeq and is a predicted model, not a curated record. The coding region runs from base 170 to 1219 and encodes 349 amino acids. Lineage: Eukaryota; Metazoa; Arthropoda; Insecta; Hymenoptera; Formicidae.
GACCACUCGUGUGGAUAAAAAAAAUAUUGUACCUAACGCAGGGUUAAAAACUAUAUGGUAGCAGAGAGAAGUUUUGGAAAAGACUUCUCUUUGAAUAGUGAUUAAAUAAUAUUAAAGGAUAUUUCGAAUUUGAAUCAGGAUUUUCGGAAAUUCUUCGGUACAAAGAACAAUGCAUCUUGUUCGACGUCUUUCAUUGUGCAGAAAGACAUUAGGAAAUAAUUUUGUCAAUUAUUACCGCAGGCGCUACAUCAGAUUUGUAUCAAUGGCUACCUUGUCUUUAUCGUCGUCCAUGGACGAACGUAUGUUGAAGGGAAUACGGAAGGUGGUACCAAAUUUAAUCAACACAAAGUACAAAGGACAAGACGGCAGGAUCGGGAUCUUUGGCGGCAGUGUUGAGUACACGGGAGCGCCGUAUUUCGCAGCGAUGUGCGCCCUAAGAACUGGCGCCGAUCUCGUUCACGUGUUUUGCGCCAAGGACGCUAGCAUUCCUAUCAAGUCAUUUAGUCCCGAGCCAAUAGUUCAUCCGGUCCUGGACCAGGAAAACGCAAUACAGCAGAUAAAACCUUGGCUCGAUCGUCUACACGUUAUCCUGAUUGGGCCUGGACUUGGCAGAGACGAGAAGAUAUUCCAAACAAUCGUUGAAUUAAUAACGAUCUGUCGAGAGACGAGGAAGCCUCUGGUUAUUGACGCGGACGGUUUGUUCCUAGUUUGUCAGAAGCCAGAGAUCGUGAAGGACUAUCCUGGAGUUAUCCUGACGCCUAACGCAAUGGAAUUUAGUCGUCUGCUCAAAGCAGUGUUGGACAAAACUGUUCUACCUGCUUCUGUAGUCAAAGUAGCCGACGUGAAGCACGUGGCGGAGGCUCUCGGGAAGAAUGUAAUAAUUCUGCACAAGGGAGCAAAGGAUGUGAUCGUGGAUGGUCACAAGGGUACCGAGAUCGUGUCAUGUGGAUUGGCUGGUUCUGGAAGGCGAUGCGGUGGACAAGGAGAUCUUUUAGCUGGUGCUCUAACAGUAUUCUGGUGGUGGGCCAUCUCCGCAGGAACCAGCGAAGGCGCCUUGUCGUCUUCAACAGUGGCUUGUUAUGCCGCAUCGAGACUAAUUCGGGAAUGCAAUGCAUCUGCUUUCAAAAUAAAGCAAAGGGGAAUGUUGGCUUCAGACAUGCUGGAACAGAUACAGCCGAUUUUCAACAAGAUCUUUGAAACCUAUUGCGACAGCAAGUAACAUAAGCAUCACAAAUUUUUGUUAUUAAUUACGUUGUUCCUAUAUAGUUCUUUAUUUCAUAAAACGUUAUCUACUAAUAUUAAGUAAAACGAUGUGGACAUGUAUCAAUAUAUUGCUAUUUCAUAUUAUUGUCGAUUUUAGAACUUCUUCGUUUAUUGGAAGAGGUCGAACUCGAAGCACUGAUUCUUGAAGCAUAUACAUUUUAUAAAUUUUUUCGAUUCAUAUAUAAUACAUAAAUUGAAAUAUAUCCAUUCAGAAAACUUAUUUCUGGAAAAUAUAUAUAAUAUAUAUUAAUAUAUAAAUAUACUGGUUUUUUGCAUUUUUUGCGAUUUUGUUAAUAAUUUAAAUAAAUAUUUUUUAUAAAAUUAAA